Oncorhynchus keta (chum salmon) is the source of this 17618-nucleotide messenger RNA. RefSeq names its product FAT atypical cadherin 3a (gene fat3a). Gene Ontology annotation, cellular component: plasma membrane; catenin complex. Gene Ontology annotation, biological process: homophilic cell-cell adhesion. The record is from RefSeq and is a predicted model, not a curated record. Gene Ontology annotation, molecular function: cadherin binding; calcium ion binding. Lineage: Eukaryota; Metazoa; Chordata; Actinopteri; Salmoniformes; Salmonidae.
GCCGAGUUGAGGCUAGUGGAACGCGGGCUACUGCUACUGGACUGAUCCCGGUGCGUUCCUUUACAACUUCUAUGGAUACUUCAAAGUAGCUAAGAGUUUCGCCAAAACGGAUUUACCACAGAAUGGAAGGUUGCAGGAUGGAAGAGUGAUGAUGGGAUGGAUGUGAAUAUGGGCCAGUGGGGCUACAUAGGCAUGCGUGCCCCUCUCGUCUGCCUGGCCCUGUUGCUGCUACUCUCUCAGCCGCACAACUGCUGCUGCCAGGACUCUCAGGGGCAUCCCCAGGGCCCCGCCAACGGCCCUCACUUUCUCUUCACUCAGCCCGUCUACCAUGCCACCGUCUACGAGAACUCCGCGGCGCGCACCUACGCCAACAGUAAAGUUAAAAUGGGCAUCCACUUGGACCAGCGCUCCUGGGAAAUCCGCUACAGGAUCACCUCUGGGGAUGAAGAAGGCUUCUUUAAAGCAGAGGAGUACGUGCUGGGAGAUUUCUGCUUCUUACGCAUAAGGACUAAAGGUGGCAACGCAGCCAUCUUGAAUCGAGAAAUCCAGGAUAGCUACUUACUGACAGUGAAAGCCUCUGUCAAAGGGGAGGUUCUGGAGACCUGGACCAAAGUGACGGUCCAGGUCCUGGACAUGAAUGACCUUCGACCUUUAUUCUCGCCCACCACAUACUCAGUCACCAUAGCAGAAAGUACCCCCCUCAGGACUAGCAUAGCACAAGUUACAGCCACUGACGCUGACGUCGGCUCUAACGGGGAAUUUUACUACUUCUUUAAGGAGAAAAUGGAGCUGUUCGCCGUGCACCCAACUAGCGGUGUGGUCUCCCUCAGUGGGAAACUGAACAUUGAGGAGCAGAACCGAUACGACCUAGAAAUCCAGGCAGUGGACCGCGGGAUGAAGUUGUAUGGCAAUAACGGUGUGAGCAGUACGGCCAAGCUCUUUAUGCAUGUAGAGCGUGUCAACGAGCAUGUGCCAGUCAUGAAUGUGGUCACCCAUGUCCCCUCGUGGUUGGACAAGGACCCUGUGUAUGCAGUGGUCACUGUGGAAGACCUGGACAAGGGGUUAAAUGGAGAGAUUGAGUCUUUGUCUAUAGUGGCCGGAGACCCUGUGAAGCAGUUUACUCUGGAAAGGUCAGAGGGCGAUGAGUUCGCUAUCAAAGCAUCUGACCAAGUGGACUGGGAUAACUUCCCUUAUGGAUAUAACCUCACACUCCAGGCCAAGGACAAGGGUGUCCCACAAAAGUUUUCUGCGGUCAGGGUUGUGCACAUCAUGGUGAAGAAACCACAGGCUGUGGAAGUGAAAUUCAAACAGGAGUCGUACGAAAUUAGUCUCUUUGAAAUCUCACCCCCAGGCAUGAUCGUAGAGGUGGUGAAAAUCACCCCUGAACCAGACAAUGCUGAAUAUAUCCUGACCCCCUCGGCAGACUCCUACUACUUCCGGAUGAACACCUUAACAGGCGUGAUCUCAACAACUCGCUGGUUCACGGAGGUCACCCAGGACGUGUUUGACCUCGAGGUGGUGGAGAUGGACAGCGAGCUGAGGGUCAAAGUUCGGGUCUCCAUCGAGGACGCCAACGACAACACCCCAACUUUCACUCAGUCUUCGUACGAGGUGUUUGUCAACGAGAGCGUUCCCAUGGGAUCGACCAUUCUGACGGUGUCCGCUGUGGAUGGUGAUAGGGGCGAGAAUGGAUACAUAACAUACAGCAUAGCCAGCCUUCAGCCCCUGCCCUUCAAAAUCAACCAGUUCUCUGGAAUCCUCACCACCACACAGGAGCUGGACUUUGAGUCCUCGUCUGAGAGCUACGUUUUUGUGGUCAGGGCCUCUGACUGGGGUUCCCCCUACAGACGAGAGAGUGAAGUCAACGUAACUGUCCAUCUGGAGAAUGUGAACGACAACCAACCCUUAUUCGAGAAAGUGGCGUGCCAGGGAGUGGUAUCUCGGGACUUCCCCACCGACGAGGUGAUAACCACCAUGUCUGCCAUUGACAUAGAUGAGCUAGAGCUGGUGAAGUACAAGAUCCUGGAAGGGAAUGAGAAGGGAUUCUUCGACCUGAACCCUGACUCAGGGGUCCUGACCCUACGGAGGUCCCUCUCCACUGCCAGUCCUAAAAAUGGUAUCUUCAGUUUGAAAAUAACCGCCACAGAUGGAGAGAACUUCUCCGAUCCAAUGUUCGUGAACAUCUCUAUUGUUCAUGGGAAAUUUCCGCCCAAGAACUUCAACUGUAGGGAGACCAGAGUCGCCCAAAAGCUAGCUGAGAAAUUACUAAAUAAGUCCAAAUCUAGAACCAAGCCCAAGAUCGAGGAAGGAUUCAUUGACCUUUUCUCCGUCAACAGACAGACACCUCAGUUUGACAAGGCCUUUCCCGCAGACAUAUCAGUAUGCGAGGACCUCAAGGUCGGGUCCAGUGUCUUCAAGGUCAACGCCUACGACGGCGACACAGGUUUUAACGGUUUGAUUUUGUACGCCAUCUCGGAUGGAAACACAGACAGCUGUUUCACCAUCGACAUGGAGAGUGGGCUGAUCAGUGUCUUCCUGCCCAUGGACAGAGAGAAAAGAGACAGAUACCUCCUCAACAUCACUAUCUACGACCUGGGCCUGCCACAGAAAACCGCUUGGCGUCUGCUCACCGUCUACAUUGAAGAUGCCAAUGACAAUACACCUCAAUUCCUGCAGGAGGGAGGCUAUAGAACCGUCAUUCCCGAAAACAUGGCCAUCGGCACCGAUGUCAUUCAGGUUGAGGCCACUGACAAAGACCUGGGGCCUAAUGGAGAAAUUGUCUACUCUGUCCUGACCAGCACCACCCAGUUCGGCAUCAACAGCUCUAACGGGAUUGUGUAUGUUGCCGGCCAGCUGGACAGGGAGUUUGUCUCCAACUUCAACUUGAAGAUCGAGGCUCGUGACCGUGCAGAGAAAGGGAACCAGAAGUUUUCAGUCACCACUCUGAAGAUCUCUCUAGAGGACGUUAAUGACUGCCCCCCUGCAUUCAUCCCCAGUGUCUACAACACCCGGGCCCUGGAGGACCUGCCAGUGGGAACCGUGGUGGCCUGGCUCGAGACUCAGGACCCAGACCUUGGCCUGGGUGGCCAGGUUAGAUACUCCCUGGCCAACGACUACAACGGGAAGUUUGAGGUGGACAAGGCCAGUGGGGCCAUCCGACUGACCAAGGAGCUGGACUACGAGACGCAACAGUUCUACAACCUCACGGUGAGAGCCAAGGAUAAAGGGAGACCUGUCUCUCUGCUGUCUGUCACCUUCGUGGAACUAGAGGUGGUAGAUGUAAACGAGAACCUCUACACUCCUUACUUCUCCCACUUCGCCCUCACGGGAUUGGUAAAGGAGAGCGCCCGCAUCGGGACCACCGUCCUUCAAGUCACGGCCCGGGAUGACGACAAUGGUAGAGAUGGGGCAAUCCAGUACUCUAUCCGGGAUGGGAGUGGACUGGGACGAUUCGCCAUCGACGAAGAGACGGGUGUCAUCUAUACCACAGAUACUCUGGACCGCGAGACCAAGGACUCCUAUUGGCUGACCGUGUACGCUGCAGACCACGGGGUGGUGCCCCAAUUCGCUAUCAUGGAGGUGUACAUCCAGGUAGAGGACGUCAACGACAACGCCCCCCUGACCUCUGACCCUGUCUACCACCCCGUCGUCAUGGAGAACUCUCCCAAGGACCUGUCGGUUAUUCAGAUCCAAGCCCAGGACCCGGACGCCACUGGGGGAGCAGAAAGACUGAGCUACAGGAUAGCUAGUGGGAACCCACAGAACUUCUUCACCAUCAAUACCAGGACCGGUGUCAUCACUACCACGUCCAGGAAACUGGACAGGGAGCAACAGGCUGAGCAUGUUUUAGAGGUCACAGUGUCGGAUGGCGGUCCCAGCCCCAAACACUCCACAUUGUGGGUGAUCGUCCACGUGCUUGAUGAGAAUGACAACAAGCCCACAUUCCCAGAGAAGGUGUACCAGAUCAAGUUACCAGAGAGGGACAGGAGGAAGAGAGGAGAGUCUAUCUACAGGGCCUUUGCCUACGACAGGGAUGAAGGGGUUAACGCUGACCUCUCCUACAGCAUCGUCGACGGCAACGAGGACGGCAAGUUCUUCAUCGACCCCAAGACGGCGGUGGUGUCGUCACGGAAGCAGUUCACUGCCGGGAGCUACGACAUCCUCACUAUCAAAGCCACAGAUAAUGGCCGCCCCCAGAAGUGGUCGACGGCCCGCCUACACAUCGAGUGGAUCCGUAAGCCCUCGGCCUCAGUGGCCCCCCUGCUUUUCAACGAGCAGUACUACAACUUCACCGUCAUGGAGAGUGACAAGGUGGCCGAGAUAGUGGGUGUGGUCUCCAUGCAACAGAGCUCCAACCCCCUCUGGUUUGACAUCACAGGUGGUAACACUGACAGCUUGUUUGACAUAGAAAAGGGUGUGGGCACCAUCAUCAUCGCUAAGCCACUAGACGCUGAGCAGCGCUCCUUCUACAACAUGACUGUGGAGGUGACGGACGGGACCAACUCUGCAGCCACACAGGUCCACAUCACAGUGUUGGACAACAAUGACAACGCACCUGUCUUCUCUCAACCCACCUAUGACAUCACCAUCUCUGAGGACACACCCCCGGAGACGGAGGUGGUCCAGGUGUUAGCGUCGGACCGGGACGAGCACCACCGCCUCACCUACUCCCUCCAAAGCGCCAUCGACCCCUCCAGCCUGCGUCUGUUUCGUAUAGACCCCAUCAUUGGCACGGUGUAUACUACAGAGAGACUCGACCACGAGGCUAGAGCACAACACAUCCUCACUGUCAUGGUAAAAGACCAGGAGUUUCCAUACAGGAGGAACCUGGCCCGAGUGUUGGUGGAUGUGGAGGAUGUUAAUGACCAUGUCCCAGUGUUCACCAGCGCUCUGUACGAGGGUUCGGUCUAUGAGUCUGCAGCAGUGGGCUCUGCUGUGCUCCAGGUGACUGCCCUGGACAAAGACAAGGGAGAGAACGCAGAACUCCUCUAUACCAUGGAAUCAGGCAACACAGGGAACACAUUCUGGAUUGAGCCGGUUCUGGGGAUCAUCUCUGUGGCCCGCGAGCUUGACCUCUCCACUAUCGGCCAUUACAUCAUCACCGUCAGAGUUACCGACAAUGGCUCCCCUCCACUCUCUGCCAACUCUGUGGUUCGCAUCGCCAUCACGCUGUCCGACAACGCCGGACCCAAGUUCUCCCAGACCGAAUACCAGGCCGAGGUCACAGAGAACGUUGCCGUGGGAACCUCUGUCACCAUGGUGAGCGCCAUGAGCCAAUCCACGCUGACCUACGACAUCCGACAUGGCAACAGCGAACGCACCUUCAGGAUCAACCAGUACAGCGGCGUGAUCACAACUCAGAAACCCCUUGACUAUGAGACCACAGCAUCUUAUAACCUGAUCGUCCAGGCCACCAACAUGGCUGGCAUGGCCUCCAAUGCCACCCUUCUCAUACGGGUGGUGGAUGAAAAUGACAACCCACCUGUUUUCCAGCUGCUACGCUACCAGGGUAGUAUCAGCGAGGCGGCGCCCAUCAACAGUGUGGUCCUGAACCCAGACAACACUCCUUUGUUCAUCAAGGCCACUGAUGCUGACCGCAACCAGAACGCUCUCCUGGUUUAUCAGAUCGUUGAGGACACAGCCAAGAUGUUCUUUAAAGUGGAUUCUGGCACCGGCUCCAUCAGGACUAUCGCCAACCUGGACCACGAGACGUUUGCUAGUUUUAACUUUCAUGUUCACGUGAGGGACAGUGGGAGGCCUCAGCUGACAGCGGAUAGCCCCACUGAGGUCACCAUCCAGGUAAUCGACACAAACGAUUCUCCACCUGUCUUCACCCAGAACGCCUACGAAACUGUCCUGCUGCUGCCCACCUAUGUAGGAGUAGAGGCAUUACAGGUCUCAGCCACAGACCCAGACCAAAACGUCCCCACAGAACUCACCUACUCACUGACAGACGGAAACCUGGAGCACUUUGCCAUCCAGCUCUCCAGCGGCAUCAUCAUCGUCAAGAACAACAACUUCUCCAAGGAACGGUUCCGCUUCAACGUCAAAGUGUCUGAUGGAAAGUUCUCCAGCACCACUCUAGUCACUGUUCUCGUCCGUGAGACGCUGGACUCUGGCCUCUUCUUUGCCCACAGCCUCUACUCCUCGUCCAUCCAGGAGAACAAUACCAACAUCACCAAAGUGGCGGUGGUCAACGCAGUGGGGAAUCGCCUCAAUGAGCCCCUCAAGUACACCCUACUGAAUCCAGGGACACGCUUCCAGAUCCGACCCACCUCGGGCGUAAUCCAGACCACUGGGAUUCCCUUCGACCGUGAGGAGCAGGAGUUCUAUGAGCUGGUGGUGGAGGCUGGGAGGGAGCAUGACCGUCUGCGUGUUGCCAGGGUGAUUGUGAGGGUCCAGGUAGAGGACAUUAACGACAAUGCUCCUGCAUUCCUGGGACUUCCGUAUUACGCUGCUGUCCAAGUGGAGGCUAAACCUGGUGUGCCCAUAUUCCGAGUCACCGCCAUGGACCAUGACAAAGGCAUCAACGGAGAGGUGUCUUACUACCUCAAAGACGACCACGGACACUUUGAGAUCGACAGGCUGACAGGCGGCCUCCGUCUGAAGGAGGCUUUUGAGUCUGACCUGUCCAACCAGGAGUACCAAAUGGUAGUUUAUGCCAAGGAUGGAGGUUACCCUCCCCUCUCAUCUGCCGUAGAGUUCCCCAUCACCGUGGUGAACAAGGCCAUGCCCGCCUUUGACAAGUCCUUCUAUACAGUGGCGGUGAACGAGGAUGUAGCGGUACACACGCCUAUAUUAGGAAUCAAUGCCACCAGCCCAGAAGGCCAGAACAUCAUCUACACCAUCGUGGAGGGAGACCCCUCUCUGCAGUUUGACAUCGGCUUUGACACCGGAGUCAUUAAAGUCAUCAACUCCCUGGACUAUGAGAUCGCCUCAUCCUUCCGUCUGACUGUCAGAGCCACAGACUACCUGACCGGCGCCCGUGCUGAGGUGGACGUAGAUGUCACAGUUAAUGACGUCAAUGAUAACCCUCCGGUGUUUGAAAAAACAUCCUAUAAGGCAGUUCUGUCUGAGACUGCCAUGAUCGGCACUCCGGCGCUGCAAGUGGUGGCUACCGACCAAGACUCUGAAAAGAACAACAUCGUACACUAUCAGAUCUUCUAUCCCACAGAUGCCUACAACAGCACCGACCACUUCCACAUUGACAGCAGCAGUGGCCUCAUACUGACCGCCCGCAUGCUCGACCACGAGCUUGUCCAGCGCUAUGACUUCAUCGUCAGGGCAACCGAUAACGGCUUCCCACCGCUGAGCAGUGAAGUGUCGGUCGUGCUUGUGGUGAACGACAUGAACGACAACCCUCCGGUGUUCAACCAGCUUCUCUAUGAGGCCUAUGUCAGCGAGCUGGCCCCUAGGGGCCAUUUUGUGACCUGCAUCCAGGGUUCGGAUGCUGACAGCUCAGACUAUGACAAACUGGAGUACAGCAUCCUGUCAGGAAACGAGAGGAUGAACUUUGUGAUGGAUGGUAAGACAGGUAUCAUCACGCUGUCUAGUCACAGAAAGCAGAGGAUGGAGCCAGCCUACAGUCUGAAUGUAUCCGUGUCUGAUGGGGUGUUCACCAGCACGGCCCAGGUGCACGUUAGGGUUCUGGGGGCCAACCUCUACAGUCCUGUGUUUGAACUGAAUCCCUACGAGGCAGAGGUACGAGAAAACGCAGCUAUAGGAACAAAGGUGAUCCAGGUGAGGGCAACCGAUGCUGACCCAGGAGUGUUUGGCCAGAUUACCUACUCAUUCAUCAAUGACGUGGGCAAGGACCAGUUCAAUGUGGACGCCAAUGGUCAGAUCACCACCUUGGAGAAGUUGGACAGAGAGGACCCAGCCAACAAGAACAUUUUCCUCAUGGUGGCAGCCCAGGACGGGGGUGGAAGGGCCUCCUACUGCACCGUCCGUGUCUCCCUGGUGGACGACAACGACAACGUCCCUCGCUUUCGAGCUGUGGAAUACCGUGCUUCUGUCAAAUCUGACGUUGGCAAGGGCUUCCUGGUGACCCAGAUCCAGGCAUAUGAUCCUGAUGAUGGUGCCAACUCUAAGGUGACAUACUCGCUCUACAGCGAGGCACACGUACCCGUGGUGGAUAUCUUAGAGAUUGAUCCUGACAACGGCUGGAUGGUCACCAAGGGGAGUUUCAGCCACCUGCGCAACUCAGUCCUGUCUUUCUUUGUUAAAGCAGUUGAUGGAGGCAUCCCUGUCAAGCACUCUUUAGUAUCAGUCUACAUCCAUGUCUUGGCACCUGACGCCCUCACCCCCUCCUUCACCCAACCACAGUUCUCCUUUACCGUCCCAGAGGACACCCCUAUAGGAGCUGCCCUAGGGUCCGUCCGCCUCAUCACCCCACCAGGCUACGCCUCGCUGCCAGUUACAUUUGCUCUAGUCAACGGAGAGACCGGGGAGAACAACCUGGAGGGAGUCCUGGUGGUGGACAGGGACACUGGGGUCAUCAAGCUGGACAAGCCCCUUGACCAUGAGGUCAUCACCUCCUUCCACUUCAAGGUCACAGCCACCGUGCAGCAGGCCAAGCUGGACUCUGUGACCAGUGUUGACGUAGAAGUCAAAGUCUUGGAUGUGAACGACAACAAGCCAGCAUUUGAAUCCAACUCUUACGAGGCGACAGUGAUGGAAGGGAUGCCUAUCGGCACCAUAAUCAUCCAGGUUCAGGCUCUGGACCCAGACUCUGGAGCUAACGGACAGGUUACAUACAACCUAGGCACAUUGGCUCAAUCUGAAGGGGAGCCGGACCAAUCCACAGAGACCUUCACCAUUGACAGCAACACAGGCUGGAUCUCUACUCUCAAGGAGUUGGACCACGAGAUGUGCCCAUCCUACACCUUCCUGGUUGUGGCCUCAGACCUGGGGGAGGCCCUGACCCUCUCCUCCACCUCCACGCUGACCUUGGCCGUGUCAGACAUCAACGACAACCCGCCCAGCUUCCUGGAUGAGAGGUACCUGGGCUCAGUGCGCGAGAGCGACCCCCCUGGCGAGGUGGUGGCGGUGCUCAACACGAGAGACGACGACAGCUCUGCAGUGAACCGCCAAGUCAGCUAUCACAUCACAGGUGGGAACCCUCGAGGGGAGUUUGCCCUGGGGCAGGUGCAAGGCGAGUGGAAGAUGUAUGUGAAGCGCCCGCUGGACCGUGAGGAACAGGACCUGUACCUUCUCAACGUUACCGCUAGCGACGGCCUGUUCGUCACCAGGGCAACCGUGGAGGUGUCUGUGACUGACACCAAUGACAACAGCCCGGUCUGCGACGAGGCUCUGUACACCGCCUCAGUCCCAGAGGAUAUCCCAGUCAACAGAGUGAUAGUGGGGGUUGGGGCCAGCGAUGCUGAUGUAGGGGUCAGUGCUUGGAUCCAGUACUCUCUACAUGGACCAGGCUCUGAAGACUACAGCAUCGACCCAGACACUGGUGAACUAAAGACAGCCCAGGCCCUGGACCGGGAGAAGACACCCGUGUACAGACUGGUUGCCCAGGCAACAGACGGAGGUGGUCGGUUCUGUCUUGCAGAGGUCCACCUGCUGUUGGAUGUGAAUGACAACCCUCCGGCGUUCUCUGCUCCCCACUACACUGCCAGUGUGUAUGAAGACACAUCCACCAAAGCCCUGCUCACACGCAUACAGGCCAUCGACCCUGAUGAAGGUGUCAGUCGUAAGGUGGUCUAUUCUCUGGCCAACUCUGCCGGCGGCUUCUUCUCCAUCGACAAGUCUUCCGGUAUCGUUGUGCUGGAACGUAUCCUGGACCGCGAACAGCAACCGUCCUACAUGAUCACGGUCAGAGCGUCCGACCAGGGCUCUCCGGUCCGCCUGUCCUCCCUGGUCAACGUAACCGUUACAGUCCUGGACAUUAAUGACAACCCGCCGGUGUUUGAGCGGCGUGACCACCUCGCCACCGUGCCAGAGGACGUGGGGUUAGGGACGGAGGUGCUGAGAGUGUACGCAGCCAGUAAGGACAUUGGAACUAACGCUGAGAUCACCUAUAGUAUCCGCUCAGGCAACGAGCACGGAAAGUUCCACAUACACCCCCUCACUGGUGCCAUCUCAGUGUCUAAGCCUCUGGACUUUGAGAUGUGUAAAGACUACUUCCUCACUGUGGAGGCCAGAGACGGUGGAACCCCGCCCCUAAGUGCCGUAACCAUGGUAAACAUCAACCUGACAGACGUCAAUGACAAUGCACCCAUGUUCAGCCGAGACGUCUACACCACUGUCGUAUCCGAAGACGCAACCAUCGGAGAGUCCGUCGUCAAGCUGACAGCUGAGGACGUAGACAGUCAGGUGAAUGGGGAUAUCCUCUACUCCAUCGUCAGUGGCGACAAAGAGAACCAGUUCUUCAUAGACCCUCUCUCUGGCAUGGUGAAGGUCAACAAACAGCUGGACAGAGAGACGGUGUCUGGUUACUCUCUGGCGGUCAGGGCUCUGGACAGUGGUGUUCCGCCCAUGUCGUCAACGGUGAUGGUCAACAUCGACAUCUCAGACAUCAAUGACAGCCCGCCUACUUUCACCCCGGCCAAUCUCACCACUGUCAUACAGGAGAAUAAGCCCAUCGGCACUAGCAUUCUGCAGCUGUCUGUCAUAGACCAGGACUCCUCCCAUAACGGCCCACCCUUUGAGUUCCGUAUCUUAUCAGGGAAUGAAGGUGGAGAGUUUACACUGGAGUGGGAUGGAACUCUGCUAGCCAAUCAGGUGUUUAGGAGGGACUUGGCCACAGAGUAUGUCAUCCAGGUCCAGGUAAGGGACUCAGGUAAGCCCCGUCUGUCCUCCUCUUCUACCCUGACUGUGCGUGUGAUUGAGGAGAGCCUUCACCGGCCCGUAGCACUUCCCCUGGAGGUCCACAUCAUUACCAUGGAGGACGAAUUUCCUGGAGGAGUCAUCGGCCAGCUGCACGCCACUGACGCAGACCCCUAUGAUGCCCUGACCUUCGGCCACGCCCCUCCGUCUCAACGCUCCCUCUUUAAGAUCAGCCCGAGAGACGGUAAGAUCAUAGCCCUGGGCGGCCUGGACGCCGGUCACUACUCCCUCAACGCUAGCGUGAGUGACGGACGCUUCGCCGUGCCCGUGGCUGUGAGCGUGCAUGUGGAGCAGGCAUCGCCAGAGAUGCUGCGCGAGGCGGUGACGGUGCGUUUUGAGAGUGUGCAACCCCACGACUUUGUGGCAACACAUCUAAAAACGUUGAAAGUCCUGAAGGUUGCCGCGGCAACGCAGAAGCAGGACGCGCUGCAUGUGCUCAGUCUGCAGCCCGUUGGCGGGACCAGCCAGCUGGAUCUGCUGGUUGCCGUGGAGACGGCUGGGGGAGGGUUCUACAAGGCAGCGUACCUGACCCAGAAGCUGAGCGCCUCCCGGAGGCAGCUGGAGGAAGUGCUGAGGGUGUCGGCCAUCUUGGAUAAGAACUGUUCUGGGCUUGAGUGUCGUGGGGCCCAGUGUGAGCAGAGCAUUGUGUUGGACUCUCACGCUCUCAUCACCUACAGCACACCCAGGGUUAGCUUUGUGUCACCACGCUUCCACAGGACCACCCGCUGCACAUGCACUGAUGGUAGCUGUUCCCCAACCUCAGAGUUGUGUGAUGAGCAGCCCUGCCCAGGAGACAUGCAGUGUGUGGGCACAGAGGGCACCAGAGUACCGUACGCCUGCCAGUGUCCACCAGGGAAACUAGGAGAGUGUGCAGGUCACACGUCUCUGAGUUUCUCAGGGAACAGCUAUAUCAAGUAUAAAGUGUCUGAUGGAGGAAGGACAGGAGAGAUGAAGCUGGGACUAAGAAUCAGAACUCUACAGAGCAGAGGAAUCAUCAUGUACACGCACUCUGACCCCUGCACUAUACUGAAGCUAGAGGAGGGUAAACUGUGGUUCCAGCUGGACUGCGGGAACAGCCCUGGUAUGCUGGGUAUUUCUGGGAGGCCCAUCAACGAUGGGAACUGGCACACGGUGACUCUGGAGCUCAACCGUAACUUCACCAGUCUGUCUCUGGACGACAGCUAUGUGGAGAGGAGGAGAGGACCACCAAGCUUCCAACCACUAGGGGCAGAUGGGUCUAUCUACUUUGGAGCACAGGUCCAGCCUCCUAACUCUCGCAGCCUGACAGACAAGAAGGGUCCUCGGGUGACGGAUGGUUUCCAGGGCUGCCUGGACUCUGUGAUGCUCAACAACAACGAGCUGCCACUGCAGAACAAGAGGAGUCGCUAUGCUGAGGUGGUGGGCCUGACAGAGCUGAAGCUGGGCUGUGUUCUCUACCCCGACUCCUGCCUGAAACAGCCCUGCCUCCACGGCGCCACCUGCACCAGCCUGCCCUCCGGUGCGUUUGCCUGUAGUUGCAGACCCCAGUACACUGGAGGGCGCUGUGAGACAGAGAUCACAGCUUGCGUUCCUAACCCCUGCCUCAACAGUGGUGUGUGCAAAGCAAUCGGCAAUGCUUUCCUCUGCAGCUGCAGGAGAGGGUUCCAGGGAACCACGUGCGAGGAGGAUGUAAACGAGUGUGUGCGGGGCAGAGCCACGGGCGGCGAGGCAGAAUGCGAGAAUGGUGGUGUGUGCGUCAACACGCACGGCUCGUUCUACUGUAACUGCACGGCGGGCUUUGUGGGCCAGCGCUGCGGCCUGCGGCCCGUGGUGGUCCCAGACAUGCAGGCUGGACACGCCGUGCUGGGGAAAGAAGAACUGAUCGGCAUCGCUGUUGUCCUCUUCGUCAUCGUCACCCUCAUCAUCCUCUUCAUCGCCUUCCGCAAGAAGGUGUUCCAGAAGAACUACUCCCGUAACAACUUGACGCUGGUCCAAGAUCCAGCAACAGCAGCUCUGUUAAACAAGGCCAACGGGGUUCAGUUCAAGACCCUGCGCUGCACGCCGGGAGACCCCUUGAACCUGUACGCCGAAGCGGGGCUGUGCGCCACGGUGAUAGGGGGAGGAGCCGGAAUGAUCGGCCCGCCCCAGGUGCCUGUGAGGCCCAUGGCGUACACACCCUGUUUCCAAGGCGACCCACGGUCCACGCUGGAGAAGAUGGCGGAUGGGAGAGGCGUGGAACACAAUGAGAUGAGCACCUUCCACCCAGAGUCACCCAGGGUUCUGGGAGGCACGAUGCGGAGGGGGGUGGUGGUGUGCAGCGUGGCACCCAAUCUACCACCUGUCUCGCCCUGCCGUUCCGACUGUGAUUCCAUCCGCAAGAGCCCGUGGGACAGCGACGAGGGUAAAAUGGUAGAUAUGGGCGAAGAGAUGACCUGUUUCUCAGGGAGUAAUAAGGGCAGCAACUCUGAGGUCCAAUCACUGAGCUCCUUCCAGUCUGACUCUUGCGAUGACAACGCCUCCAUAGUGACCGUCAUUCGACUGGUCAAUGAUGCAGUCGACACUAUUGAAAACGAAGUGUCAGUCAUGGACCAAGGUCAGAGCUACAACAGAGCGUAUCACUGGGACACGUCUGACUGGAUGCCCAACUCACGGCUACCCGACAUCGAAGAGGUGCCCAGUUACGAGGUCAGCGGCCUAGGGGGCCACGGAGACAUGGUUGCCUCAGCCUCCCGACUGGGGGGCAGCUCUCACCUGGGGGGCAGCGCCCGGGAGCUGGAGUCAGACUACUACCUCGGGGGCUACGACAUCGACAGUGACUUCCCCCCUCCCCAUGAAGAGGAGUUUCUGACCCAGGACCAGCUCCCUCCUCCCCUUCCCACUCCCUUGGAGGAGUACCAGGGGCACCCCUACGACACCCUUCCCACCACCCAGCCCGCCUCCAAGGAGAGCACCCUGAGUGGGAGUGGUAGUGGCAGCACCGGACGCCACAGGUCUCCCCGCCCACACUUCCACCCCAGCCAAUACCUGCCCCCACACCAGCUGCCCCUGGGGGAGGCGGGGCAAGGCGGGCCCGGGGGGGAGGAGUUCAGCACUUUUGUGGGUAGGGUGAUCACGCCGGGAGGCGGGGACAUGGAAGAUAAUGUGUCGCUGAACAUGAGGUUGUCGGUGAACGCGUCAUCGGCCUCGGACCUGUCGGCGCCCUGUGGCUUUGAUGACUCAGAGGCGGGCGGUAGUGACUUUGACAGUAUGGAUGAGCUCCACCGGGGUGGGAUACACACCGUAGAGAUGCAGCAACAGACUGAGGUCUGAGGUCUGACUGGGCCCCACCGUGGGGUCAAGAGUACUGGCUAGGGGACGGGAUGGGCAGGAGAGCAGAACAGAGACUGUUAGAGUAGUGUGUCGAGCUGGAGUUAUGAGAGAUGGAGGUCCUUGCUCAGAGAGGAAUGAUUGGUGUAUAAUGGACACACUGCUAGCUAGUGGCUACGUUAUCAAAACAGUACCCACCCUAACCCUUCAACCACUGCCAUUGCAAACACUAACCUUAAAUCAAUUGCAUUGUAUUGGUCACAUACACAUGGAUAAACCACUUCACCCAUUGCAGGCUUUAUCCUUAAACUAGUUUCCCUCAUUCCAAGCCACCACCCUUAACCACUACCCUUAGCCACUACCCUUAACCACUACCCUUAAGAAACGACCCCUUAAGAUAAUACCAAGCCGCAUACAAUGGAAAGCAAUGUGUUUUGUCACAUUAGUACCUAUAGCUGGUUAUGAUCAUAGCCACUACCCUAGCAGUGGCCCGUGUCAAGGUCAGCUGAGUGUUAUACUCUUCCAUAGCAGGAACAUAAAGCCUACCAGAUAUGCUGAGUAGGAAUGAAAACAAAAAAGUGAAAAAAAAUACAAACUUUUAAGAGACAACUCCAGAGAAAAUGGAUGAGCUAAUCAAUAAACAAAAGAUUAAGAAUGUUUGGGGGAAAAAUUCAAGGGACAAUAUUGUAAUUGAAUGGUCAGUACUGUGAUAUGGCCUUCUCUGUCAUAGCGGAUGUGAUUGUUAGCUGCACGCUCCACACAGCUCCCCUGUCCCACCUCUCACUACACCUGCUCACCCACAGAGACCCAAUGGACUUUCCCCUAACCACGAUGCAAUCCACUUGGGGGGAAACUCCCCCCUGUCAGAUUUGUGUCUUUUUUUCCCCCUAGUUUUGUUAUUUUGUACAAAUCCGCUCAUACAUAACCUGUACAGAAUUUGUGAAAUAGUAAAAGGACCAUAGUGGUGCAAUUGAAAUGGAAGAAGAAGAUAUUUUGUAUUAUUAUCCACUCUAAGAAUGCUAUUUGGAUUGAUGUGGAAUAUGUUUAAUAUUACCCUUAGUCCAGACCUCUUCCCCGAAAUCAGGCCUGUGAGCAUUCCUUCUGUCCCACCACAUGCUAAACUGCUAUCCUGCCGAGUCGCUCAUUUUGCUUUAAUGAUGCUAUGAUCUUUAUUGUUUUGCACUAGUAUCUUUUGAUGUUUUAUGUUUUCAUGAUUAUUACAUGAAACAUGCUACAUUAUUGAAAUCCUCCAAAGGGCAUGAUGAUAAUAUGUCAAUUCUGGGCCAGUGAAAUUAGCAUAAUAAGCACUGAGGAAUUUUUGUGUUUGUAAUUGUCUUUUCACAAGUCCCUGAUUUUUAAAUAGACAUUGAAAAUUGACAAUUCACAUUGAGUGUGCUUGAGCUAUUACAUUUCCCAGCAUGCAGCUCAAUGUCUUUUAUUUGAUUUCCUUCUUCCCAUGUGUUUUGCACUGAGCAGGUUUCAUAGAGUCACUCCAGAAUUUCCCAAAGCCAUAACAGCAAUAGACUGACUGAUAGAUGAGAAGUAGGGUCCAUGCACAAUGCAAAUGCAUUGGAAAAUAAUAUAAUAAUGUAGCAUCCCAUACCAAUCACAGCGGCUAGGCAGUGUUGCAUCAUGGGUUUUGUCAGUUACAGUGUUACAUUUUGGUUCUGUCUGCUUAAAAAAUUAAAUAAACAAUGGAUGAGUUUUGGACUUGUAUUCUACACAUCUGGACAGAUAACAAAACAGCGUCGUAUUUGUCUUGGAGUUGUAUUGGACUUGUAUUGGACUUGGAGUUGUAUUGGACUUGGAGUUGUAUUGGAGUUGGAGUUGUAUUGGAGUUGUAUUGGACUUGGAGUUGUAUUGGACUUGGAGUUGUAUUGGACUUGUAUUGGACUUGGAGUAGUUUUGGACAUGGAGUUGUAUUGGACUUGGAGUUGUAUUGAAGUUGUAUUGGACUUGGAGUUGUUUUGGACUUGGAGUUGUAUUAGACUUGGAGUUGUAUUGGACUUGGAGUUGUAUUGGACUUGGAGUUGUUUUGGACUUGGAGUUGUAUUGGACUUGGAGUUGUUUUGGACUUGGAGUUGUUUUGGACUUGGAGUUGUAUUGGACUUGGAGUUGUUUUGGAGUUGUAUUGGACUUGGAGUUGUAUUGGACUUGGAGUUGUAUUGGACUUGGAGUUGUUUUGGACUUGGAGUUGUAUUAGACUUGGAGUUGUUUUGGAGUUGUAUUGGACUUGGAGUUGUUUUGGACUUGGAGUUGUAUUGGACUUGGAGUUGUAUUGGACUUGGAGUUGUAUGAGACUUGGAGUUGUAUUGGACUUGGAGUUGUUUUGGACUUGGAGUUGUUUUGGACUUGGAGUUGUUUUGGACUUGGAGUUGUAUUGGACUUGGAGUUGUAUGAGACUUGGAGUUGUAUUGGACUUGGAGUUGUAUUGGACUUGGAGUUGUAUGAGACUUGGAGUUGUAUUGGACUUGGAGUUGUAUUGGACUUGGAGUUGUAUGAAACUUGGAGUUGUAUUGGACUUGGAGUUGUUUUGGACUUGGAGUUGUUUUGGACUUGAAGUUGUAUUGGACUUGGAGUUGUAUGAGACUUGGAGUUGUAUGAGACUUGGAGUUGUAUUGGACUUGGAGUUGUAUUGGACUUGGAGUUGUAUGAGACUUGGAGUUGUAUGAGACUUGGAGUUGUAUGAGACUUGGAGUUGUAUGAGACUUGGAGUUGUAUGAGACUUGGAGUUGUAUUGGACUUGGAGUUGUAUGAGACUUGGAGUUGUAUGAGACUUGGAGUUGUAUGAGACUUGGAGUUGUAUGAGACUUGGAGUUGUAUGAGACUUGGAGUUGUAUGAGACUUGGAGUUGUAUGAGACUUGGAGUUGUAUGAGACUUGGAGUUGUAUGAGACUUGGAGUUGUAUGAGACUUGGAGUUGUAUGAGACUUGGAGUUGUAUGAGACUUGGAGUUGUUUUGGAAUAUAAUAUGCCUGAUCCAGUCGGGCAAGAUUAUUUUGUAAAAGAUGUAAGUUUGUGUUAAAAUCUUUGUACAGUGUACAUAGAUAGCUAGAUUGUUUACAUGCUGAUUUUGUAGAUAUUGAAUUGCAAUCCUGACUGACUUUCUUUGAGUUUCUUGUGUUUGAUGUGAAUGUGGACCGUAAGAGACCAUGAUAAAUAAAUCAUUUAACCUCAGCUCCCCUCCUCCGGUCGCAUUUCAACUAAAGUCUUUUUUUUUCAUUAACCUUUUGCUUUUAAAGAUAAAUAGCCUUUCAAUAGACUAGGUUGAACUUCCACAGUAUUACAUGUACAACACCUGCAUUACAUUACAUCCCUGUGGUUUUUCUUUUUUGUUUAAAUAUCUUUCUGGUUUCUGUUCCUUUUUAAUUAUUUCAGGGAGUAUUAAAAUAUAUCUAAUCUAACUGCAGCAAUUGAGUUUACAAAAUGAGUUAUUUUUAACUGCUUUUUUGUUUCUUAAAUCAAUGCUGAAAAUAAAAAAGGUUCUUGAUCAAA